AUGGAUGGUAAAGUACUGCCUAGUAUGGCUGACGAGCCACCGUACAACUUAGAGUCCAGGCUGGUUCAUCUAGACUUGAAAGGAGCACCUCUCAGUGUUGGAUACCUCGAAAAGGUGUUCCCUUUGCUAAAAUCCUGGGGUGCUACAGGUUUGCUCAUUGAGUAUGAAGAUACCUUUCCAUAUUCUGAAGACUUGAGGGUGUUAAGAGCUGCCCAUGCUUACAGUGAGGAUGAUCUUCGACAAAUAUUGAAAAAUGCUGAAGAUUUUGAGCUGGAGGUGAUUCCUUUGGUGCAGACAUUUGGACACUUGGAGUUUGUUCUGAAGCAUGAACCACUUGCCCAUCUGAGGGAGAUUGCAAAAUAUCCCAUGGCGUUAUGUCCAUCCAAUCCAGAAUCACUGCAUCUGGUAGUUGCAAUGAUUGAUCAAGUAAUGAGGCUGCAUACAGGUAUCAAGUACUUCCACAUUGGCUGUGACGAGGUCUACCACCUAGGCAUCUGUGAGGCUUGUAAACAUCGGAUGAUGCAGGAGUCUAUAGGCAAAGAUCAGCUGUUUUUCUCCCACGUGCAUAAGGUGGCCACUCACAUACAGAAUACAUAUCCCAGUGUCACUACAAUUAUGUGGGAUGAUAUGUUCCGAUAUUCAGAGCUGCCAGUGAUCUUAGACUGUGGAUUAGGAAAGCUGGUGGAACCAAUGGUGUGGCAUUACCUGCCGAACUUUGUGCUUCCUCCAGAUAUCUGGAACAAUCUGAGCGCUGUGUUUCCCAACAUUUGGAUAGCCAGUGCUUUCAAAGGGGCUACAGGACCUCGCACUGCCAUCACAAAUAUCCGCUACCAUCUGGAUAAUCAUGGUGCCUGGUUGGACGCUCUGCGUGUGAUGAAACAUAAGUUCAAGAGCAUCAAAGGGAUUGCACUUACAGGUUGGCAGAGAUAUGAUCACUACUCUGUGCUGUGUGAGCUGUUUCCACAUGGUCUCCCAUCUCUAGGACUGUGUCUCAAGUUUAUCCAACAAGGUGUGCUGUCACCUGUUGACUUUGAUGCUGUAGCCAGAGAUAUGAAAUUUGCCACACUUAUACCCAUCAACCCAUUUGCCAGUGCUGACAUUGCCAUUUGUAACUUCCCUGGGUCCCUUGUCUAUCAACUGAUGAUUGAGUUUGUACAUAAAGAAGCAGUCUGCAAGGAGUUCUUUAUGUUAGAUAGCAUGGCUGCCUGGAUGAAUGAUUAUAAUGUGGAGCGGGGAUUUAUCAACCCUGCGCAUGUGGAACCAUUGUUGAACAGAGGUAUCAGCCUUUUAGACUCACUCCAGAUCCUAGAGGAGAGGCUGGAUGCAGCAUUUCCAGAUGUCUUUGUCUCCGGGGUCAAGGAAGAAUGGAAAGGAGAAUUCCUAUCUCCGUGGCUCAAGAAACUUGAGGAGUUUGUUGAUAAAGGUCGCAGAAUUGUCAGUGGCGGUAAAGUCACUGAAGUCAUUGAUAGUGAAGUCACUGAAAUCAUUGAAGUCACUGAAGUCGUUGAUAAUGAUGUAACUUAA
Candidula unifasciata is the source of this 1524-nucleotide messenger RNA. The record is from the annotation of a GenBank genome assembly. Lineage: Eukaryota; Metazoa; Mollusca; Gastropoda; Stylommatophora; Geomitridae.